Messenger RNA from Eruca vesicaria subsp. sativa (arugula), 297 nucleotides. The record is from the annotation of a GenBank genome assembly. NCBI's taxonomy places the organism in Eukaryota, Viridiplantae, Streptophyta, Magnoliopsida, Brassicales, Brassicaceae.
AUGACUAAUAUUGUCAAAGCAAAUCUUGUCGUUAAGUACUGGGAUCCUUGCAAGAACUUCAUGGACAGUCCAGCGUCUGUAUCUCGGUGUACUAUUGACACAACAUUGCUUGCACUAUGCAAUCUCGUUAUAUAUGCAGGAUGCAUAUCCCGUUGGUACUAUAUUUUGCUCUCUUGUACACUUGACGCUAUACACAUUGUCAUGACCUUCGGCGCUGUGAGCAGCGCCCGUUCUGGAAUGAAAGGAGCUUGGUACCUGAAUAUCUGCUAUCAAAUCUUGAACCCUUCGAAUGGGUAG